AUGCGUUCCCUUGCGAUCUUUGUCAUUGCUUUUCUGCAGCUGGUGCUGGCAGACCCAGCACCGCCUGGACUGGCAUAUCUUUACACCGUCAAUGUCACUCUCGGAGACGCCAUCGAUGUCGGUCUCGGUCCGAAGGGAACGCGGAUCGUAAUCCCGAUCACAGGCGGAACGUUCUCGGGCCCGAAGCUGUCUGGCAACGUUCUCAACGUGGGCGCCGACUGGGGCCUAGCAGAUCGAAAUGGGACCUUCAGCCCAGACUCGCGCUAUCAGCUGCAGACGGACGACGGCGCGAAUAUCUUCAUCCAGACCAAUGGUCCCCUGCAGCCGGACAAUACUACUCAUCUACGCGUCACCUUUGAGACCGGAAAUGCGGAUUAUUACUGGGUCAAUAACGUGCUCGCCGUUGGGAUAUUGAGGAGCGGGACGGGCUAUGUUGUGAUUGAUACGUGGCAGCUCACUACCACUGCGUGA
Molecule: messenger RNA, 471 nt
Organism: Anthostomella pinea
Lineage: Eukaryota; Fungi; Ascomycota; Sordariomycetes; Xylariales; Xylariaceae
Source: the annotation of a GenBank genome assembly